AAUGGCAGCUCUGCAGGAGUUACAGAUGGAUCUGCUUCCUUCAGACCCGCUGCUGCACAUUUUAUCCUUUCUGGACUUCAGAGACUUGAUCCACUGCAGUUAUGUCAGCAGGAGGUUGAAUGAGUUGUCCAAACACAAUCCGCUGUGGAAAUCCCACUGCUCCAAACACUGGCUGCUGACAGAUGCGGAGCGGCUGCAGAGCGGUGUGUCCUGGUUCUGUCUCUUUAAGCAGUCCUACAGAGACCUGGGUCGGUACAUCCAGUACUACCCGGUCCUGAAGAGAUCCUGGGAGCAGCUGAAGAGCUUCCUGCAGCAGCGCUGUCCUCGCAUGAUCGCAUCACUCAAAGAGGGAGCCACAGAGGUGGAGCUUAACGACAUCGAGGCUCAGAUCGGCUGCAGACUUCCAGACGACUAUCGCUGCUCGUACCGAAUCCACAACGGACAGAAGCUGGUGAUCCCCGGAUUGAUGGGCAGCAUGUCUCUGUCCAAUCACUACCGGUCGGAGGUGCUGCUGGACGUGGAGACGGCGGCCGGCGGUUUCCAGCAGAGGAAAGGAAUGAGGCGCUGUCUGCCGCUCACCUUCUGCUUCCACACCGGACUCAGCCAGUACAUGGCUCUGCAGCCGGCAGAGGGCCGCAGGAUGUACGAGAGCUUCUACCCCUGUCCCGAUCAGACGGCUCAGGAUCCUUCAGCCAUCGACAUGUUCAUCACAGGUUCCUGUUUCUUAGAAUGGUUCACGACUUACGUCCAGAACGUCGUGACGGGAGAGUUCCCCAUCAUCAGAGACCAGAUCUAUAGGUACGUGCACGAUAAGAGCUGCGUGAUGACGACCGAUGACAUCACCGUCUCUGUUUCCACUUCCUUUCUGCCGGAGCUUUCCUCCGUCCAUCCGCCGCACUUCUUCUUCACCUACCGCAUCAGGAUAGAGAUGUCUAGCAGUGCGUCUCCUGAAGCUGCCUGUCAGCUGGACAGCCGUUACUGGAAGAUCACCACGUCUGACGGCAACGUGGAGGAAGUGCAGGGACCCGGCGUCGUCGGAGAGUUUCCCGUUAUGACGCCUGGAAAAGUGCACGAGUACGCCAGCUGCACCACCUUCUCCACACCGUCAGAGUACAUGGAGGGUCACUACACCUUCCACAGACUGGCCAAUAAAGAGGAAGUGUUCCACGUGGCGAUCCCUCGUUUCCACAUGAUCUGUCCUCCGUUCAGAGAGCCGCUGGUCCGCACGAAGCCGUCGACCAGUUACACGUCUCGCUUCGACGACCACGACGACGACGGCGAGUACUGCGACGGCGACGGAGACGACUUCGGCGACCUGAGAGGAAUCAACAUGGCCGCCUUGGAGGGGGCGUGGUGCCCUCGACACAUCUGACCUCUGACCCCCCCCACUACC
This is a messenger RNA of Scomber japonicus (chub mackerel), 1393 nucleotides long. RefSeq names its product F-box protein 3 (gene fbxo3). The transcript is spliced from 12 exons. Gene Ontology annotation, molecular function: protein binding. NCBI's taxonomy places the organism in Eukaryota, Metazoa, Chordata, Actinopteri, Scombriformes, Scombridae. The record is from RefSeq and is a predicted model, not a curated record. Bases 2 to 1372 code for a protein of 456 amino acids.